AUGGAAAAUCAAUAUCAACAUUUUUCAGAAUCGGAGUCUGCAUCAAUUCACAAGAAGCUACUGCUCGAAGGAAAUAUUGAUGCUAAAAUCUGUGCCAAAAGAGUUCUAAAUCCUGACUGUAGCUCCUCUCUUCCUAUGUUUUAUGAAAAUUUAAUAGGCGAUAAAUCUAAAGAGCAAAUUUUUGAAGAAUUGCUCGGGUUCUAUUGCAGAAUCGCUCCAAUGAGAGUAAAAUUGGAAUCGAUGAUACCUCUUAAAAGGAAAAUAAGAGAAGAUGAGCCAGCAAGCCAAAACAGACCGAAAAGAAGAAAGGGGAAUAAAAACAGCAUGGAAGCUGAAAAGAAUUAA
This is a messenger RNA of Blepharisma stoltei, 345 nucleotides long. The record is from the annotation of a GenBank genome assembly. NCBI's taxonomy places the organism in Eukaryota, Ciliophora, Heterotrichea, Heterotrichida, Blepharismidae.